This is a messenger RNA of Thamnophis sirtalis, 1970 nucleotides long. RefSeq names its product succinate receptor 1 (gene SUCNR1). Gene Ontology annotation, molecular function: G protein-coupled receptor activity. Gene Ontology annotation, cellular component: plasma membrane. The record is from RefSeq and is a predicted model, not a curated record. Lineage: Eukaryota; Metazoa; Chordata; Lepidosauria; Squamata; Natricidae. Gene Ontology annotation, biological process: G protein-coupled receptor signaling pathway.
UGAAUCAUUAACCACUUUCUAUACAGUAUGCAAAUCAGGCAGAACGUCUUCUCUUGGGCUGUUUUCAUUAUUUCCUGGCUCAUCCUCAGAACAUGGUCAAGACAUAUCUUGCAAGGACAAUACCCAUUCUAGAGAAUGGACAAAAAUGACACCAGAGAAUGCAUGAAGCUACCUGACCACCUGGAAAAAUAUUACCUUACCACCAUGUACUCUCUUGAAUUCAUCUUUGGUUUCACUGUAAAUGUUGUUGUUGGUUUGGGUUCACUUUUCUACUGGAAGACCUGGAAAAGUAGCAACAUCUACUUGAUCAACUUAAUCCUGUCAGAUUUAUCUUUCCUUUGCACGCUCCCAUGGCUUGUGUCAAGUUAUUCCAAAGGAACAGAGGAGAACAUUUGGUGCCAAUUUAACAGAACUAUCCUAUUCUUUAAUUUGUACACAAGCAUCCUUUUCAUGACAUUUAUAAGUAUUGACAGGUAUCUGCUCAUGAAGUAUCCCUUCAAAAAUCACUUUCUGCAGAAGAGAGCCACGGCUAUUGUUUUCUCAGUAGCCAUAUGGAUCUGGAUUAUGUUGGAACUGUGUCCUAUAUACUACUUCAUCACCUCUAAGAAUAACAGCAACAGUAGCCAAUGUUUAGAUUACGCAAGUUCAGGAGAUGCACACUACAGCCUGAUCUACAGCCUGAUCUUAACAGUCACUGGGUAUAUAAUCCCAUUGUGCAUUAUGUGGGUUUUCUACAUAAAGACUCGUGCUCUCCUUGUAAACCACAGUUUGCAGUUCACCACCGCUCUGUCCCUUGAGAAGCCUCUUGUGCUAAUCAUUAUGGCAGUGAGUAUCUUCUCACUUCUCUUUUCUCCCUAUCACAUCAUGCGCAAUGUUAGAAUUGCCUCCCGAACAUGGUUCUGGGAGCCUUCCAAAUGCACAGAGAACCUGAUUAAAGCUCUUUACACAAUAACAAGACCUAUUGCCUUCUUGAACAGUGUAAUUAAUCCCUUCUUUUAUUUCUUAAUGGGGGAUCAAUUCAGGGAGACGCUCACAAUCAAUGUAAGGCAUUUCUUAAAAAGAGUUCUUCCUUGCUAUAAAUGAAGUUUCAAUGAAGUCUUUGGAGAGAUAUGGAAAUUGCUAGUUUAUGGGAUGCAAGAUACAAUUUUACUAAGAAUUUGGCAAUUGUCUAUGAACUCAAGUGGAUUCUAAAUGUGGACAUCAAAUCCUGUAGUUUUCUUCAAGUAUUUCAUCCCAGCUUGAAGUACUAUGGCACACGUUUGGAUCUUGUUAGGUGGAUAAAAGGCCAGAUAGUAUCUGAAGCUUAAAGUGACUUUCAUCAGUUUUGUGUGGUGGAUCAGCAACUUCCUUUUUCAGAAAGACGUACACUUGAAAUGGUGUUCCAUACUAGCUGAAUUGCAUACCAAGAUGGAUUACUGGACUAUGUUGUAUUGCAUGUGGACUUCCUCUGAAAAGAAAGCAAAACUCGUGCCUAAUAUAACUGCCACUGUUAAGUAGAAUGGUAGCAUUUUAAAAAUCCUUACUCAUGGAGAUUGGGUCUUAAGUGGGAAAUUGCUGAUUGCUAAAGAGAGGUUUGUAUGGUGAAAAACGGGAUACCAUUUCAAGUAUUUAAGUGUAUAAAUGCAAGAGUAUUAGACUAUGGGAGAAAUUCUUCAAAUUUCUUUGAAAUAAGAGUUAAAGCAAAUUCUCUUUCAUCCAAUUGAAUUUUGAAUAUUGAUGGAGAAAAAAACCCAGGAGGCUGUGCACUAAUUUAGCCUUUAAAAUGCUAAAUGAAUUAGAACGAGCUAUCUAAAAACUUUCAUCAUAUACCUCUCAAUCAACUUAACCCCCUGAGUAUUGUUUGAGGAUUAGACAAGCAAUUACUGAAAAGAAGGAUUUUUCUAUGAUGUACAGAAUUUAGUGACCCUUUAUAGACAUGAGAAGUGCCAUUACUGUAUUUUUUUUAUGUUAAGCAAAUGACUUUUCAUAAU